AUGGCCCGACUCAACGAGCCCAUGGUGUCGACAGAUAGCGUGGAAACGCUGCGUCGAAAGUUCUUACGCCAGAAUCGAGACAUCGCCCGCGUAAACUCGACCCAAUCGCUUAAGAUACGCAACUUGGAGAAUGAAUGUGUCCGCCUCCUAUCCGAGAACCUUGACCUCCGGGGACAAAUUCUCCGACUCCAGACCGAGUUGGAAGAGAGCAGAGCCCAGAGGAUAGCCGACCACGCCCUCGAGAUCAAGGAGAAGAUGGAGGCCCAGCUGAUAGAAUGGGGGGCUAUGCUUGCGAGUCUAGGACACGAGCCCGCACCUAAGAAUCGGUCGCCGAGAGAGUCGAAGAAGGUGAAACGUAGAUCCAGCAUUGGCCGCACUAGCAUGUCCGAGUGGAGGAGGAGAGAUACGAUGACCUCGAUGAAGGACCUCGAAGCUGCCGCACUUCAGGAGGGCAGACUGCCGCCGAUUUGGGAAAAUAAGACAUGUCCACGUGAGACGUUAACGCGCGAUGAGAUCAUGGCGCUGCGCUCUAUAGUCGACGAGAACACCGAAUCUCCAGAUCUUGGCCCUCCGCCGGUGUCACGUUUCGUUGACGAGGACCCUGUCAAGAUUGACCUGCCUCCUAGGGCCGCUUCGGCUACGUCGGAGGGAUCGCCUAUACGGAAGGAAACCCCGAACCCGGAGACCAAGCUUGAUCCGCCACCACUACUAUUGAGAGACGAAAAGAAGCCUCGAAAGUUUAGCGAGGUGAUGGAGACGGACGCUAAGCCUAGAGACACCAGGACAACUCCGGAAGCCGAGCCCGAAUUCUCGAAUCAAGUUGUUAAAGCCGGCUUGAAGAGGAAAUCGAGAGAGGAUGACGAGAAGGAUAGUGCUGCGGCGUCCAAGCCGUCGACGCAGAGUACUGUAGUCGCGAAGGAUCAACUCGAGAAGUCCGCCGCAGUCAAGGGUCGACCGAUCAAUAGACCAAUCAAACUUCCCUCAAACCGCAGAGAUUCUCGGGGAAGGCCAUCCGACUCCAUCGUGAGAAAGCCGCUGGGAGCGAAGAGCUCAAACGAGAACAUGCAAUCGCCAAAGAAGAUGGCAAAAACCACAAACAUGGAGGAGACCACAAAGGACAUCCCCAAACCAAAGAAAAUGAACAUAUCUCCACCGGUCGAGAUCCUCGCCCCCCCAAGCCCGCAGCCGGUACCUGUUGCCAGCAUAGAAAUCGAGCCCGAGAGACUCUCGACCGAACCUCACCUGGGCGCGCCGGAUACGCCGGAGCCAGCGCCGCGGGAGGAAGUUCGGGACACGCCGCCGCCGGCCGACAUCUCGGCGCGAGGGGAGACGUCGCGGGGGAGCCGCCGGGCUCGGGCUCCGGUCAGCUACGCCGAGCCGAACCUGCGGGAUAAGAUGCGGCGGCCUACGAAGCAGCUGUUCGACGCGGUGUCGGGCGAGGGCAAGCACCUGCGGCGGACGAGCCAGUCGAAGCGGGACGAGCUGCCGUCGUGCCCGUCCUCCGCCGCCAAGUCGGAAGAGCGCUCGGCGCCCUGGCGGGACGCGCCCUCGGCGGCGGGCGGCAAGCCGGCUCCGGACGCCGCGGCCAGCCCGCUGGCCCAGAAGGGCCCGCGCGCGCCGGCCGCCGACGACUUGCCGACGAGCGGGGUGACGGAGCGGAGGAAGCGCACCUCGGCGGUCGCCGCGGCCCCGGGCGCGGGGGGCUCGGAGUCGCCCCCGUCGGCCCGUGCCGGCGGCAGCCACGCGAAGCCGGGCGCGCGCGCGACGAACCGCCGCCGCCUCGACGAGGUGGCGGCGCGGGAGGCCGAGGCUGCGAGGUGGUUCGACGACGCGGAGCAGGACGACGAGGCGGAGCAGGACGACGAGGCCGAGAGCGAGGCCGACGACGACGGCGACGACGACGGGCCCGACGUGUACGACUUCCCGAGCUCGUCGCCCGGGCGCGAGGCGAAGAAGCAGGGCGCCGCGGCCGGCAAGAGGCCCGGCGGCAGGGGGGCCCGGCGGUCGCGGUCGCGGCGGCCGACGGCGGCGCGCGAGGAGCUGGACGCGGACGAGGAGCACCGGCGGGCGGCGCCGCACCGCGCGGAGAAGGCGCUGCCGCCGCCGUCGCGGCCCACGCGCCGCGCGUCGGCCAUGGCCUCCAGCAACGCCGCGGCGCGAGAGGCCAGCGGCGACGGCGCGGCCCACGACGGGUCCUCGGUCUUCGAGGGUGACAGCUCGCUCAGCAGCAGCAGCGGCGGGUCGUCGUUUGCGGCGGAGGUGGAGGCCGAGGCCGCGAGGGGCCGCGUUUCGAUGAGGCGGCGGAGCAUGAUGUUAUGA
Durotheca rogersii is the source of this 2319-nucleotide messenger RNA. RefSeq lists its product as uncharacterized. The record is from RefSeq and is a predicted model, not a curated record. Gene Ontology annotation, biological process: meiotic chromosome segregation. Gene Ontology annotation, cellular component: chromosome, centromeric region; nucleus. The transcript has 3 exons. NCBI's taxonomy places the organism in Eukaryota, Fungi, Ascomycota, Sordariomycetes, Xylariales, Xylariaceae. The coding region runs from base 1 to 2319 and encodes 772 amino acids.